Messenger RNA from Monopterus albus (swamp eel), 6564 nucleotides. It is a transcript of the gene sema3e, whose product is annotated as sema domain, immunoglobulin domain (Ig), short basic domain, secreted, (semaphorin) 3E. Lineage: Eukaryota; Metazoa; Chordata; Actinopteri; Synbranchiformes; Synbranchidae. Gene Ontology annotation, molecular function: chemorepellent activity; semaphorin receptor binding. The transcript has 17 exons. The coding region runs from base 983 to 3361 and encodes 792 amino acids. The record is from RefSeq and is a predicted model, not a curated record. Gene Ontology annotation, cellular component: plasma membrane. Gene Ontology annotation, biological process: semaphorin-plexin signaling pathway; axon guidance; neural crest cell migration.
GCCUGUGAGGGAGAGAGAGAUCUCAAGAGAGUCUAACGGAAGGAGCAUUAGUAAUUUUCAGCCCUUCAAGCACUCUCCCACACAACGGCUUUCGUCACACACACCACACAAGGGCAGGUGGCCUCUGCCCAGAUCAGUUGCUGUGGCAGAAAUUGGCUGGCUGAGGUUUGAGGUGAGGUUUGGAUCCACCCUGAUUAUUCUGGUGGGAGCAGAGUUAGUAAGUAGAGCUUCACUUUCUUUCCCAGUGCGGAGAGGCUGCACGCCAGGCACGAGACUCUCCACUCCUCCCCUCUUCCACUCUGCCUUUCCCUGGGCUCCUGUCCAGAGAGUGACCUGCUCCAGUGGACUCAGCAGGGAGGAACGCAGCCUGAAGAUACAGCGUAGUAGCUCCAAAACUGCCUCCUAGGACAGACCUCUGCACAUUGAGUUUUUUUUUUUUUCUUCAAACCAGCAGCUCACUAGUACCUCUGUGGGAUUUAUGGACUUGGAUGAUUAUUUAUUUAUUUAUUUUUUCUUUCAUCACAUCAUAAAGAUUGGAUUAGUGCUUGGGCAUACAGACAGACGGACUGACAUAUGGGCAGAGAGCAGUGGGCACUGCAGUGUGAAUGUAGCAACUGGACUUCUUUUUUCCCUGGUUACUAAGACCAAACUAGGAUAAUAGCCAGAGCACUAUCCUGUCCAUAGAGGUAGUGGGUGGAUGCAGCUUUGAGCAGGCUGCUAUAGGGGAAAGCAGAGACGGUGUAGAAGCUGCAGAGAUACAUCUAGGUGAUCCACAUUGUGGUGAUUAUCAGAAAAUGGACCAUUACCUCCAAGUGGACUCUUGCUGGAUUGUUUUACCUGCAACUGUCUCUUAUUAGACAUUGUUUGCAGGAACUAAAAGAGCAAAAACCAGUGGACUUUUUCCUCUUUUCAUAGACUUUGCUGCUCAUGCUGAGCGGACUAGCAUGUUUUCUGUGUAGACAAACGCAGAGUGUAUAUUUCAAUGAGGAUGGUAGAUUGUAUAAGGACUGUGUAUCUGACACAGAUGCUUAUGCCUCUUGUUCUGCUGGGCAUGGCACACAUAGCCCACAGCAUGUACCCAAGGAUAAGGCUCUCCCACAAUGAGCUUUGGCAGCUGAAUAGGACCUGGGUGUUCCAGGGAAAUGGGGCAGCUCUUCAGCCCCAAACCAUGCUGCUGGAUGAAGGCCAUGAAAGGCUUUAUGUUGGGGCCAAGAAUGCUCUGUUCUCCCUUAGCCUGGACCACGUUAAUACACACUAUAGAGAGAUCCAGUGGGCCAGUACAGAAUCUCAGAUAGAGGAGUGCUUGAUGAAGGGGAGGGAAAAGCCAGAAUGUGCAAACUACAUCAAGGUUUUGCAGCAGUACAACAAGACACAUUUGCUGGUCUGUGGAACAGGAGCAUUUAAUCCCAUAUGUGCCCUGGUCAGAGUGGGACAUACCGGACAGGACAAGCUGUUUGCUCUUCAAGAAGACAGUAUUAUGAGCGGCAGAGGACGCUGUCCUUAUGACCCCAACAGUCCCUGUGCAUCUAUACUCUCUAGAGGAGAACUGUACAUUAGCCUGUACACUGACUACUGGGAGAAUGAUGGUGCUUUGUGUCGACUUAACAACCAGACCUACACACGCACCGAAAGAGAUGACAGGCAGCAGCUGAAUGAGCCUAAAUUUGUGGGGUCAGCAGUUAUUCCUGACAAUGAUGACAGGGAUGAUGAUAAAGUUUACUUCUUCUUUACUGAGCGAGAAACGGAUGCAGAGGGAGUGAACAAGGCCGUCUAUACCCGCAUCGGGCGAGUUUGUGCGAAUGACCAAGGAGGACAAAGAAUGCUGGUGAAUAGAUGGAGUUCUUUCCUGAAAGCCCGUCUUAUCUGCUCUGUGGCUGGACAAAAUGGGAUUGACACGCAUUUUGAUGAUCUUGAGGAUGUGUUCAUUCUGAAGAACAGGGAUGGGAAAAACCCAGAAAUCUUUGGCCUCUUCAGCACUACAAGCGCGGUGUUUAAAGGCUAUGCUGUGUGUAUCUAUCAUAUGGAUGACAUUAGAGCAGCCUUUAAUGGUCCAUUUGCUUAUCGAGAGAGACCCAACCAUCACUGGACACCUUAUGAGGACAGAGUCCCAUACCCUCGACCUGGAUCUUGUGCCAGUAAAGUGAAUGGCGGUGGCUUUUCGAGUUCUAAGGAGUUCCCAGAUGAAGUUUUGCGGUUUGUGCGUUCUCAUCCUGUGAUGUAUCAUCCAGUCCUUCCCCAGCACCGUAGACCUGUCUUGCUACAGACAGAGCCCGGCAGGAGGAGGCUGACCCAGCUUGCUGUGGACAGAGUCCACGCCCAGGAUGGACACUACCAUGUUCUGUACAUUGGCACUGAUGACUCAGUGGUGUUAAAAGUUAUCACAAUCUAUAACAAAGACACAGACACUAUGGAGGAGGUGCUGCUGGAAGAGCUGCAAGUAUUCAAGGUGCCAGUCCCAAUAAGAGAGAUCAUAAUAUCACCUAAACGACAACAGCUGUAUGUUGGGUCAGAAGUGGGUGUGGCCCAGGUCAGGCUGCAUCAGUGUGACCUCUAUGGCUCUGAAUGUGCUGAUUGUUGUCUGGCCAGAGACCCCUACUGUGCCUGGGAUGGUCUCACCUGCUCCAGAUUCUACCCUGCUGGAGUCUACACCAAGAGCAGACGAUUCAGGCGGCAGGAUGUUCGCCAUGGCAACGCCAUCCAGCUGUGCAAUGGGCUUCAAAUUGAUGAUGAACAAUGGCACAGAGCUGAGGAGAAGCUGGUGUACGGUGUCGAGAGCAACAGCACUUUACUAGAAUGUGUCCCUCGUUCACUUCAGGCCAAAGUGCUUUGGUUCUUACAGGAAGGGGGAGAAAAACAUCAACUUCAAAGUGAUGAGCGGGUUAUCGUGACCUCCCACGGGCUGCUGUUCUUACGUGUGAGAAGCUCAGAUGCUGGUGUGUACAUGUGCCAGACUGUGGAACACGGAUACGUGCACACAUUAUUACGUAUCAUGCUACAUGUGCUCGUAGGGGAGAGGGUGGAGUUAGCAAUCUACAAGGCUAAUCAUGGGGAGGAAGAAAAAAGUGCAACUCCAUGCUCAUCCUCCAUGGGCCCCCCACCAGGCCCCAGCAUCAGCCCCAGAUCCAUAGCGCCAUCUUCAGUCCCAGGUCCACACUCCAGGAUGUGGUAUAAGGAGUUUCUCCAGCUGAUUGGCUACGGUGACGCCCAGAGAGUAGAAGAGUACUGUGAGAGAGUGUGGUGCUCUGAUAAAAAACGUAAAAAAGCCAAAAGGAAGUAUGUUCCUCAGGGAGGUGAGAAGAGAGGGAAAGGGAGGGGAGAGGAGAACUCCCACCGAGCGCCCAGGCACACCUUGGUCACCUGAGGAGAACAGAGACUGACUGCACACACACACAUAUGCGCACACACACAAAUUCUAAAGGUCAGACUCAUUCAGUGUUUGCACGAUGUAAAAGGUUUUCACUUUGCUUUCAACCAGAGCAGUAACAAUAAAACAACAGUAGCAGACUGUCAAGCUAUUGUACCUACAUUUAUCACUAAAUAGUUUGACUGUGUUGAUUUUCUUUAUUUAAAAAAAAAACAGCAUUUUGCCUUUUUGUGUUGUGUACACUGAUUAUAUAGUGCAGAUCCAGGGUAAAUGCCCCAAAUAUCUGUCAGUGCAGAGCAAAGCGGAGGCUCUGGGUCAAGAUGGAUGACUUAUUUAGUGACAUUGCCUCUGAUCUGAAGAGGCAGAACAUGACAGCUUCUGUGCGCUGACCCAGCCAUCAGUCCAAGGCACACUGCUCCACUAAACCUCUGCUCCACCUUUCAUUCUAAAUAUGACUCUUACUGUACUUAUCUACCUGUGUUAUGCAGGAAAACAUGUACUGUACUUUAAAAGUGAUGGCCUUCUUUUCUUUAUUGGUACUAUGAUAACUUAUUUCCUUGAUUUCUACUUUAGGUUCUGUAGUUUCUUAGAUGUCAUAAACUGGAAAAGUAUAGUGCUGUUGUUUUUUUUGUACAGUGAAAAAUCUUUUGAGCUUUAUGAUGAUGCUAAUUUGAUUACAAUGUGGUCAUGGCUGUGGUGUGCAUGGUUAUGGCCACUACAGUGAGAUUCAACAUUUAAUUAUAUCUAUGUGCUCAAUGAAAACAAUAACUAUUUAAGCAUUUGUAAAACCUGUUAGAAUUGAUAAAAAGUGGUCCAGUCGAUGGAUACUAUUAUUAUUGUAGGAGUCUACAAUCUACAGUUGUGAUCAAAUGUACUAACAGUAUUGUAUGUAUUUGAUAUUGUAUUUAUCUGAAAUUCAGGGUGGUCUUUGUGUGCACAUCUGGUAACUAUAACUGUGUAUUCAUAAAGCCAUCUCUGCUGGCUGUUUUCCUGUCUCUCUCUCUCUCUCUUUCCUCUGGCAAACUUUACUUACCCCUCAUCUCCCUAACCCCCCCACAAUGUUGCAGAUGGGGUUUAUAAUUACAGUACCAAACAAACAGCAAUAAAGAACAUGACGUUUCCCACAGAAGAAAAGGCCAAAAUACUGAAAAUGUUAGGGUGACCAUCCAAGCAUGAUGAGUCAGCCUCAUGAAUAUUCAGUUAUUCUGAGAUGACAGAAACAUAAUUGAGUGUAACAGUGAAAUUCCUAGUAGUUUUCUUUCUUUCUUGCUUUCUUGGCCUUACAUCAUCACUCAUCAUCAUAUUCCUCAGCUAAGACUCAAAUUGAAAAUGUGUCUGCUGUAGAUGUUAUAAAUACCUACCAUUAAAAAAGGGACUGUUCUUCCUCAGUGUUACCUCUGUAGUUUAGCCAGAAGUAAUGGCUGUGCAUGUGCAGACACACACUCAUAUUGCAUAUUGAGAAACUGAGCCAAUAAAGUGGACAGAAAGCUAUAGUUAUGUACAUAGAUUAAAACAUGAAUAAAUAAACUGAGAUUUAGUUUCAUAAUUAUGUAUUUUAUAUUUCAUCAGACAAGUAAAUAUAAAAUUUUAAAAGUUGCUUUGCUUCCUCAAGGUAUGGUGUGCGCCAUAUAAUGGUGAAAUGCAGGUAACUUAACUCCUGAAUUUAGCAUUUAGAAGCACCAUGUAUUGUGCACAUUUGAAUAAUGGUUUAUAACACACUGUAAUGUAGUUUUAAAAGGCCGAUUUUAAGCAUUUAUUACACAAUAUCUGUUAACAAUUAUAACAUCAAUGAAGAAGUAUUUUAUAUUGUUACAAAUUCAUUUACUAUAGUAAAAUUGUUGGAAAAAUUAUAUUUGACAUAUACAUUUAUAAAGAUUUUCAGUACAUCUGCUUACAUCUACAUUAUAGUAUGUUAUCUAAACUACUUUAUGUGAAAAGACCUUUACUCCACAUGGCUACCAUAGCAACAGGCUGGCUCUUCUCUCUCUGCCAGGUUUUACCACUGUUACUCUGGCCCCUGGGUCCCUCUAGCCAAUGGUUCCUGUAGCCACUCAUAUGUCAUACUAUAAUGUAUGUAUGUAUGGUCCAGUCAGUUAACAUCUUCUGUGGUAGUGAGGCUGGCAUUUGCCUGCUAGAUGGAGCUUCUGAUCCCACAGAUGGAUCUCAUCUGAUCGGCUUUGGGAAACAGAUGUAAAAACAGAGCUUUAAUCUGGUUUAGGGAGUAUUUCAAUGUUCAAAAGGGCAAUUUCAUGAAAUAAAAUGCCAGGAAUCCAUUUGCUGAUCUACAAAGGGAUAAAAAGGUCAAAUGCUAAACAUACUGCUGUACAUGCUUCUGUCCCUGUGUGAAGAUGGCAAAGCUAAUUCUUUUCUUCUGUUUCCACAUUUCAUUUUUUUCUGCAUUUUCAGUGUCUGCACAGUGUUGUUCCUAUCACUGGCCAAUGCACCAGAAUGUGUUUUUACAAGUGGAAAUGUCAGCGAGGGAAUAGGAGGUAGUAGUAAAUGAAUGGUAGAGGUGAAACAAUAAAUGAACCUCUAAGAGACAGUAACAGUACAUAUGUUAUCAGUGUGCACAGUAGGUUAUCCUGUAUGUGUAUGUGUACAUGUAUAUGUUUGUGAAAUUUCUGAUUUUCUUAGCUUUAAUAGUUAUAUCUGUGUAAAGGAGGAUCAUGAACAGACUUCUUGCUUUCUUUUCCCCAUAAUUUUGUGUUUAAAUGCAUCUCACUUUCAUACUAUUCACUUCAUAUUCACUUCAUAAACUAGUUUUAUCUUGACAUGCAAGCUGCAGAUUACAGCCUCUGAAAAACAAAUUGUAUUCUAGAUUAAUUUUUUUCAGCCUUCAUUCAAGUUCUCUUUAUAGCACUCAGUGGUGCUGCUUUUAAUAUUUCCAUAUAAAUCACCUUGUUGGACUUUCUCAAAUCUAUGACAAUUUUAUCAUCAUUUAUAGUGUGAUCAAACAAGCCUUCACUUUUAUGUUUAAAUGUUCUUGGCACAAAGAUGCAGCGAGUGAAGGUUAAACAUCAGGCACAGUCCUUUUCAUAUCAACAAGUGAACCGAUAAGUGAACGGGGGCUAUUAUCAGUGGCUGCACAGGUAGCUGCGUACAUAACAGGGUGGUACAAAAGAACUCCAAUUUUAAAGUGAGGUGUAUAUUUGUCACCGAUAAACAUGAUGACAACAUACACACAGAGUUAAAUAUGCAUA